Aspergillus fumigatus Af293 is the source of this 1431-nucleotide messenger RNA. RefSeq names its product putative plasma membrane hexose transporter. NCBI's taxonomy places the organism in Eukaryota, Fungi, Ascomycota, Eurotiomycetes, Eurotiales, Aspergillaceae. Bases 1 to 1431 code for a protein of 476 amino acids. Gene Ontology annotation, cellular component: membrane. The record is from RefSeq and is a predicted model, not a curated record. The transcript is spliced from 2 exons. Gene Ontology annotation, biological process: transmembrane transport; carbohydrate transport. Gene Ontology annotation, molecular function: carbohydrate:proton symporter activity.
AUGGCGGGAUACCUUCGGCCAACCCACCGGCGCUCUUCUCGGCUUUAUGAAUGCCGUUUAUCCCGUCGCCAAGGUCAUCGGAUUGUUCCCCGCCACCUGGAUCGGAGAUCGAUACGGCAGGAAGAAGGUGUUGUAUACUGGGUUUGCCCUGCUUCCGAUCGGGGCUGCCGUGCAAGCCGCGGCGCAAAAUACCCCGAUGUUCAUCGUCGCCGGAUUCCUGAUCGGCUUCGCGACGUCGUUUCUCUCCCAGCCUUCGCCCAUCCUGGUGACCGAGCUGGCAUAUCCGACGCACAGGGCGACGGCGACUGCUCUAUACAACACAUGUUUUUACCUCGGGGCCGUCCUCGCCGCGUGGUCAACAUUCGGAACUUUCCGGCUGCAGUCGACGUGGUCCUGGAGAAUCCCAUCCUUACUCCAACAAGCCAUACCGGCCUUUCAAACUGCUUUUGUCUUCUGGGUCCCAAAGUCUCCUCGGUCCGUUGUCCCUACACAUGCCGCGGCUCCAUUACUAACAAGACCAGGUGGCUCAUGGCCAAUAAGAAGGAAGAAGAAUCCCGGCGUAUCUUGACCAAAUACCACGCGGGUGGCGAUGAAAAUUCGCCCUUGGUCGAGUUCGAGCUGAAUGAAAUCGCCCAGGCGUUGGAAUUGGAAAAGGCCAGCGAGCACGCGCCCAGCUACUUCGAGUUGGUCCGAACUGGUCCCAACCGCCAUCGCACGGCGCUGGCUUUUCUCAUCGCGUUUUUCACCCAGUGGAAUGGCUGCAGCGUCUUGUCCUAUUACUUGGCCCUCGUUCUCAACACCAUUGGAAUCACGGCGCCUGCCCAUCAGACACUCAUCAAUGGUAUGCUGCAAAUCUUCAACUGGAUCGUGGCGGUCUGCGGCGGCGCCCUCCUGGUCGACCGCGUUGGUCGCCGUUCGCUGUUCCUGGUUGGCACGUCCGGCAUGCUUCUUUCCUACAUUGCUUGGACGGUGUUGAACUCCGAGUUUGCGAAGACCCACGAUCAACGGCUGGGAAGCGCGGUCUUGGCUUUCAUCUUCAUCUACUAUUUCUUCUACGACAUUUCCUGGACUCCUCUGCCCGUCGCGUACACCGCCGAGAUCUUCCCUUAUACCCUGCGAGGCCGAGGAAUGACGAUCAACUUUGUCGGAACAUAUUUCGGCCUCAUCAGCGGACAGUUCCUCAAUCCAAUCGCCAUGAAAGACUUGAGCUGGCGAUACUACAUCGUUUUCUGCGCCAUCCUGUUCGUCAUGGUGCUCGCAAUCUACCUCUGGGUUCCGGAAACGAAGGGUCGCACUCUGGAAGAGAUUGCAGAGGUCUUCGAUGGCCCUCGCAGUCAUUUGACUGCCGGCGCCGUUGAUGAGAACAGUGCAAAAGGCUCCGGAAAGGUACCUGAAGUGGAAUUUCGGGAGGAUGUAGCAACUCGAGGUUAA